Schistosoma turkestanicum is the source of this 578-nucleotide messenger RNA. Lineage: Eukaryota; Metazoa; Platyhelminthes; Trematoda; Strigeidida; Schistosomatidae. The record is from the annotation of a GenBank genome assembly.
UAUCAUGAAGAGUGUGAAGCUGGAAUCAAUAAGCAGAUCAACAUGGAACUAUAUGCGAGCUACGUAUAUAUGACAAUGGCUUUUCAUUUUCAUCGUGACGACGUUGCUUUAAACGGCUUCUAUAAAUUUUUCCUCAAUGAGUCAGAAGAAGAGAGACAACAUGCAAUGAAGUUAAUGACCUAUCAAAACAUGCGAGGUGGUCGAAUUGUAUUGCAAGAUAUAUCGGCACCUUCUCAACUCUCAUGGAAUUCAGGACUUCAUGCCAUGCAAUAUGCUCUGGAAUUAGAAAAGAAGGUCAAUCAAAGUUUAAUGGAAUUAGUAGCCACUGGCGAAAGACACAGAGAUACUCAUUUUUGUGAUUUCAUUGGACAUGAAUAUUUGGAAACUCAAGUACAGUCAAUUAAAAAGCUUUCUGAAUACAUCACUAAUCUUAAUCGUGUGGGCCCUGGUCUAGGUGAGUAUACAUUCGACAAGGAAACACUACAUGGUGAAAGUCAAUGAUUUUGUAUGAUUAGAUUGUUAUGAUAAGUUUUAUGUAAGCUAUUUUGUUUUUGUAAAAUUAAAAAUUUAUACUACUG